CAAAACAACAUAUAGCGGUAAACGAACCCACACAUGAGCAGCAAACAAGUUUCAACGCCGUGCGGUCUCAAAAAUCGGGCAAUUGGCCGCCAUGGAGUUCAUUAGCCAUUUCUUGCGAGCGACGAGCAGACGCAGCGCCGCAUUGGGUCCAAUCCUGCAAAGAAAUCGUAGCGAAAUCAUCCAAAAACAAUCUUUGACCAAUCGACAGGCAUUCGGCAGAUACAGAUCCAGCUGCAGCACCAUGGACACCACCGUUCACUCCGCCGGCAUCGAUGAGACCCACCUAGUGCCCAUGAGCGUCAUCCAGCGACCCAUUCCCUCCGUCCUGGACGAGCAGAAGGUGCAAUCUCUGAUGGAAACCAUUAAGAACGAAACCAGCGAGGAGGAGGUGCCCCCCAUCGACCUGCUGUGGAUCUCGGGCAGCGAGGGAGGCGACUACUACUUCAGCUUCGGCGGAUGCCACCGGUUCGAGGCGUACAAGCGGCUCCAGCGGCCGACGAUCAAGGCGAAGCUGGUGAAGUCCACCCUGGGCGAUCUGUAUCACUACAUGGGCUCCAGUGCACCCAAGUACCUUGCCUGAUCUUUGCCGCUGAUCAUUUGUUGUUGUUGUCGUUGUGAAUUUUUUUGUUUUUUUUAUAAGAAAGUCGUGAUUGCUGGAUAAAGUUCGAAAUUCACGGACAAAGCAAUAAGAAAAGCUUUAUUCUUUGUUUUCGUAAAUUUCUUGUUUUUUUUUGGCAAUCGUUAAAUUUGCGUAUAUACUGCGCUUAUCGCUGAACUCUAAAUUUGUUUACCUAAUCUGCCACUGAUACAAAGUAGUAUAAUUGCAACAACAAAGAAGCAAACGCAAAAACAUGCUUAGAUUCGCGUUUGCAUUCUGCAUAUUUGUUAGGUGUUUUUUAAAAGAAAUAAUUGCAUAAUGUUUUAUAAAUUUGUAUGACCCCAUCCGGAGUGUUUCCUUCAGGGUAAUGCUUUGGUCGGCAUUUUAGCCACGGUUGCGAUACUACUUCUACUCUAUGAACAAUUAAAAAGCCUAUACAAUCCUA
Molecule: messenger RNA, 1043 nt
Organism: Drosophila mauritiana
Lineage: Eukaryota; Metazoa; Arthropoda; Insecta; Diptera; Drosophilidae
Gene: Srx
Product: putative sulfiredoxin
Exons: 3
Coding region: 92-580 (162 amino acids)
Biological process (GO): cellular response to oxidative stress
Cellular component (GO): cytoplasm
Molecular function (GO): sulfiredoxin activity
Source: RefSeq, a predicted model, not a curated record